CGUAUCUCAGUAAACGUAGUUAUGCAACCAAUAUUACGUGUAAGAGUUUUAUAGUAUCUCCGAUUUAUGAAAAACAACCGUAGAAAAUCAUCGUAUCUUGAGUUACAAUAGUCUUCGUUGUUAUCUGAGGCGAUAGCAUAGGUAUCGUAACAUGAGUUACUACGGUAUUCUGCGUUAGUUUAAGGUUAUGUUCAAAAGUUAAGUUUUGUUAUAAUUGCCAUAAUGUGUUCCAGAAGUGAGUUAAUAUUGGAAUUAGCUGAGAAAGCGUAUAAAAACACUGAAACGGAUAUUUCUUAUCGUUCUUUUGAAGGUAAACAUAUUGCUGAAAGUAUUGUAGAAGAAAGCAAAUACAAAAAGGCGAAUGAGGAUCCUGGUGACCACGAGACUGAUAUUAAUCCUGAAUGUUUUACAGUAAGCUUAGAAGAGAAUGAAGCCAAUAGGAAUGAAAAUGAAAUAAUUGAGAAUGAAAGCGAUGAGGAACCAUUUCAUGCAGACUCUGAUACUGACCCAGAUUACAUUCCGACAGGUUGGUUUAAAUUCCGCAUGAAAAAAUAUUACGUAGGCAUUUACCUCAUUUUUGUUUAAUUUUAGUAAGCGUAGAAGA
Messenger RNA from Diabrotica virgifera virgifera (western corn rootworm), 604 nucleotides. RefSeq lists its product as uncharacterized. The transcript is spliced from 3 exons. The record is from RefSeq and is a predicted model, not a curated record. NCBI's taxonomy places the organism in Eukaryota, Metazoa, Arthropoda, Insecta, Coleoptera, Chrysomelidae. Bases 223 to 585 code for a protein of 120 amino acids.